Molecule: messenger RNA, 1998 nt
Organism: Eutrema salsugineum
Lineage: Eukaryota; Viridiplantae; Streptophyta; Magnoliopsida; Brassicales; Brassicaceae
Exons: 7
Coding region: 254-1624 (456 amino acids)
Molecular function (GO): phosphoprotein phosphatase activity
Source: RefSeq, a predicted model, not a curated record
UUAUUUAUUCCGACGUGAUUUGUUAGGAAAACCUGCCAUUUUCAUCCGGGGUUUCUGGAAGUUUUUUCCCUUUUGUUUUGUUGUUUUUUUGAAUUCUGCUGGAAAAGAGUUUGAAUUUGUGAAUUUUAUUUUGGGGUUUGGCUUUCUGAAAUUUGUGAAAUCUGCAUCUGUAGUUGGAUUGAUCCAUCAGUAAGGUCUCGUUGCACCUAAAUGUGCUUGAUCCAAGGUCGCUACAAUUCGACAUACAGAGCCAAUGCCAUAUAUAGAAAUGAAGAGCAAGAUUAGUAAGGUUCUUGGUGUCUGUAAGAAACAUAAAGCAACUACAAGAAAUUCAUGCUCUCUGUCCAAAAUAUCAGGGCACAUGGAAAGCAUGACAACAGCUACUCAUACUUGCCACGCCGACGAGAAACAGCAUCUUGUAUCUUCAGGUUUGGAUACUUUUGCUCGGGAUAUUGAAACCAAUGAGCCUGCUGAAAUGCUGGUUGAGGACACUUCUCAGUCUCAGGCGUUUGCAUCUUCCGUUGAUGGCUCUGAAUCUGUCGACAAAAUUGAAAUGGCUUGCAGUUAUAUGUCAAACUCGGAUACGAUAUUUUCACCUGUUUUGAAUGAUGAACUGGAUGGAACAGAUCGAGUGUUCACGGCAGGAAACUCUGUACACUGGGAAAUUCCCAGGUGGGGAGGCGACGAGAGCAGCAACAAGAUUUGCUUUGACAGCCAAACGUGCAACGUUUCUGAUUUCUUUAUUUCUGACGUUCUUAUCGCGAGCUUACCGUUUGAUGAGAGUGGAAACAAUGAUGCUUUCACCGAAAUAAGCCCCUUUCCUCAUUACAUAUUUCCUGAGCAGUACAUGUUACUACCUUACUUGGAAGAUGGAUCAGCCAACACAGAUGAUGUUAAGUCAGAUGUCGAAAACAGGAUUAAUCUCGAUGACCAUGACUUAUUUCUGGCAUUCAACCGGACAAGAUCGCACAAUACAGUACCAGAUCACGCUGAAUCUGAACAAGCAGAAGAUUUUGAUCCUCAGCUUUUUAUAAAGAAUCAGCCGGAACUAUCGGAUGUUGUAUCCAAUUAUUGGCCUAGGGAUACCCUGAGAAAGAAGGCUGUUACUCUUGUCCUUGAUUUGGAUGAAACUUUGGUCCAUUCGACUCUGGAAUCUUGCAAUGUUGCAGAUUUUUCCUUUCGAGUCUUUUUCAACAUGCAAGAGAACACAGUCUACGUGAAACAAAGGCCACACCUAUACAGGUUCUUGGAGAGGGUGGUAGAAUUGUUUCAUGUCGUUAUCUUCACGGCAAGCCACAGCAUCUAUGCCUCUCAACUUCUAGAUAUAUUGGACCCAGAUGGAAAGUUCAUAUCGCAGCGUUUUUAUCGUGACUCAUGCAUUCUUUCGGAGGGAAUCUACACGAAGGAUUUAACUGUUCUGGGUCUUGAUUUGGCCAAAGUGGCUAUAAUUGACAACUGUCCGCAGGUGUACAGGUUGCAAAUAAAUAACGGGAUCCCUAUCAAAAGUUGGUAUGAUGAUCCAACUGAUGAUGGUUUGAUUACUAUACUUCCCUUCUUAGAGACUUUGGCUGUUGCUGAUGAUGUUCGGCCUAUCAUUGGCAGGAGAUUUGGUAACAAGGAAUAAGAGCUUCCUUUUCUUUUCUUCUAUAUACAUCGAGUGCAGAUUAUGAUUUCUUUCCUUUCGAAUUUUAGUCAUAAACUGGCCCUUAAUUUUAGUUCCUCAUAUAUCUUUUUAGGUCGUUAAUUAGGUAACCAAAGAAUAAGCUCGUUGAGUCUAGUGAGAGUAAGUUUUCCUUGCUUGCUCGCUUUUUUUUUUCAGAACUUCUGAAUAGAAGACCUAGUUGUGGGCUUAAAUCUUAUAUUUUUACUGGUUCUUCUCUGCCAAGAUAGAUCCUAGAAAAUCUUGCAGUUUGUUACAAAUGUACAGUUGGUUAAGCCAGAGAUAAUGGAUGUGUACAAAUGAGCUGUUAUUGCGUGAAAUCAUUUUGGAAGCUAACA